This is a messenger RNA of Rotaria sp. Silwood1, 960 nucleotides long. The record is from the annotation of a GenBank genome assembly. NCBI's taxonomy places the organism in Eukaryota, Metazoa, Rotifera, Eurotatoria, Philodinida, Philodinidae.
AUGAAUCACACGUACAAAGAUAAUUCUCGUCGGAUUCAAAAACAUUGCCAUCGUCGACAGGAGCGAAAGCUAGCUGAACGACGUCGUUAUGAAAUAAGUGAUCUUGCUUAUGAAGAUGAUUUGAAGGUCGAUGAAAUGAUAUCUUCGUCCUUGCCUCAAAUAUCUACAAAUGUUGAAGUGUCAUCAUCAUUGGAAAGAUCAAUCGAUCCUGAACUCAGUGAUUUGCCUCACGAACCUAAAACAUUUGAUGAAGAUCACUAUCGUGGUUCUCGUAUGAUUCGAAAUUGGCGAAAAAAAUUUUUAGGUGAGAGAGAGUCUUUAGAAGGGCAUGAAUGGACUAUAGCAGAGGCAGCUCGGGAAGGUUUAAUGAAAGUGGGGGAGAUGGAAUGUAAAAAGAAAGAAGAUUUGACUCUCAUCAAUAAAGAAUUUAAUCAAAUCAAGGGUAAAUCACGCGACAAACUUGUGGCUUAUUGCAUUCGUCUUUAUACGCGCAAUGUAUUUGUUAAUCGAGUAGUGAAUCAAGCACUUCGUGAUGAUGAUGAAAGCAAAUCAGAAACACUAGGGCCAUUUUGCUAUUUACUGACGCAUUACCUUUACGCGUCUACAACGCCUACAUAUCGUGAAAAUGUAUUUCGAGGAUGUCAAUUAGAACCAUUUAUGAUCGAUAGAUAUCAACAGAUUGUUGGAAAGAGAUCUGUUAAGUGGCUUGGCUUUACAUCGACGAGCAAGUCUCUUACUAUUGCAAAACAAUUCGGUUGUAACGUGAUUUUCAAUAUUGAUUUGAGUCAAUUCACUGAUCGCUUUCGAUACAAUCGACCCGUAGACAUAUCACAUUUGAGUGAGAUGCCGGAGGAAGAUGAAGUUCUUCUACCAGCUGGCUUUACCUUUAUCGUCAAGAAAGUAGAGACUAGUAUUAAUGAUAAUAUUAUCUAUAUUGAUAUCUAUGGCAUACCACAUUAA